AUGCUCAGGUCAUUACAAUGUCAGUAACAGAUGGUGAUGAGCCACAUUCCCUAGCCUGGAACGCCAAGUUCACAAUUGUCGAUGGUGAUCCUGGAGGACUUUUCAAUGUGACAACAGGAAGUAACAAACAUGAAGGAAUCAUUGCUACUGCCAAGGGUCUUGACUUUGAGAGGAGCAGCAAGCACAUUCUGUUGAUUGCAGUGGAGAACGAGGUUCCUUUUGCUACUCCGCUGCCCACUGCCACCGCCACAGUGGUGGUAAAUGUGCAGGACGUCAGUGAAGCGCCCGAUCCAAUACAGAAGCAAAUGUCAAAACGGGAGGAUCAUGCUGUUGACAGUGAUGUGCGAACCUGAAGGCAGUCUACAAUGACCCAACAGCACCCCAUGUCCAGCAGAGACCAGGACAACAACUGCCUUUGGGGAUCUUGCUUCAAGAAACUAGCUGACAUAUACAGGGGAGGAGAAGAUGACAUGCCAUAAAUGUACCAAAGAACA
Messenger RNA from Epinephelus moara (kelp grouper), 494 nucleotides. It is a transcript of the gene cdh31, whose product is annotated as cadherin 31. The record is from RefSeq and is a predicted model, not a curated record. Lineage: Eukaryota; Metazoa; Chordata; Actinopteri; Perciformes; Serranidae. The coding region runs from base 18 to 353 and encodes 111 amino acids. Gene Ontology annotation, molecular function: cadherin binding; calcium ion binding. Gene Ontology annotation, biological process: adherens junction organization; homophilic cell-cell adhesion; multicellular organism development. Gene Ontology annotation, cellular component: catenin complex; membrane; cytoplasm. The transcript has 3 exons.